Colossoma macropomum (tambaqui) is the source of this 1837-nucleotide messenger RNA. Its product is annotated as myeloid-associated differentiation marker-like protein 2. The transcript has a single exon. The coding region runs from base 825 to 1736 and encodes 303 amino acids. NCBI's taxonomy places the organism in Eukaryota, Metazoa, Chordata, Actinopteri, Characiformes, Serrasalmidae. The record is from RefSeq and is a predicted model, not a curated record. Gene Ontology annotation, cellular component: membrane.
GCUCAGCAGAACGGUCAUUUGAACAACUUUCCCCAGUGCUCUACUGCUCUUUCAGAGACUAGACGAAAACCCAGUAUGUAUAACAGUUCUAGAGAGACUACAAAGAAGGAGCGUAAUGUCUUCAAACGGCUGGAGUUCCUGAUUUGAACCCACUUUGUUUUUUUUUUCUUUUUUUGUGUUCAAACCACCAACGGAACGAAAUUUUGUGAUCUCCCUAGUUUGGAAAGGCAUUUACCAACUUUAGUUUUGGAACUUUGCUGUGGCAUUGUUGGGAAAAUUCUGGGACCUUCUAUUUCUUGAAAGAAACUGCUUUGAGCUGUUGGAGGUGGCAUAUGUCUCUCCCUAGAUGGAACUUUCCAUUUUGCUCCAAAGGUAAUGUCUGGCUGGCAAAUACUGAGCACAUUUAUUAAGAACAGUACAAAAAAAACUACAACAUGAUUUAAACAAUUUUAUAUUUGAAUAUAUUGAAAUAUUGAUAUACAGCUCAUAUUGAUAUACAGCUCAAUCACAGCUAAGACAUAACCGUACAUUGCUGUAUUAUAAAAAUCCUCUUAUCUAUCUUUAUCUAAGAUCUUUUUGUAAAAUUGCUUUAAGAGGCAGGCAUAAGGCAGACAGGAGUUUUCUCUGUAAUCUGAUCCCACACACACGGCAGUAAUUACAAUGCAUGGUGGGAAAGCACUGAAGGAGAUUUGUAAUUAAGGGCAUCUAUAAAAAGAUCCAGGCAGAGGGCGAGGUUUGUGGAGCCGGGUGUGGAGGUGCGGUGAUACCCAGUCUACAGUCAAGGGUGCUUGGGCCCAUCCUGAGUGCAGCACACAGGCCUGCUAAUGGAUCCCUACGGAGGCCACUACCUGAACCGGGAUGCAGUCCUGUCUGGCCUGGGGGCUGCCCGCAUGUGCCAGCUGGUGUUAGGUUGCACCACCAUGGCUCUGGUGGCCCACAGUGCAGGCUUCAGCGCCACCUAUGGUACUUUUUGCAUGUUCGUGUGGUGCUUCUGCUUCGCAGUGACAUUGAUCAUCUUCACGCUGGAUGUGGCACGGCUUCACGGCUGCAUGCCCAUCUCUUGGGACAACUUCACCGUGGCCUAUGCCAUGCUGGCCACACUCAUGUACGUCACAGCUUCUGUGGUGUACCCAGUCUACUUUCUCAGCAGUGAGUGUCCAUCAGAAGGCUGUGAGGUACGCAACUACCGCAUUGCUGUCACAGUCUGCUCCAGCAUCUGCUGUUUCACCUAUGGGGCUGAAGUCUUCUUGACCAGGGCCAAGCCAGGACAUGUUGUAGGGUACAUGGCCACCAUGUCCGGCCUGCUGAAGGUGGUCCAGGCCUUCAUUGCCUGCAUCAUCUUUGGUGCCCUUGCAAAUGACAGCGAGUACAACCGUCACAUCCCCACCCAGUACUGUGUGGUUGUCUACAGCCUGUGCUUUGCCGUCACUGUGGUGGUAGUGAUCUUAACCGUCUCUGGAAGGACAUCGGCGCUGAGGUUUCCCUUCGAUCGUUUUGUCAUCAUCUACACCUUCCUUGCGGUGCUGCUGUACAUGAGUGCCGCUGUGGUGUGGCCCGUUUUCAGUUUCGACAAGAAGUACGGCACCCCUGGUCGCCCAGAUGACUGCCCCCGUGGGAAGUGCCCUUGGGAUAGCAAGCUGGUGGUGGCUGUGUUCACUUCUGCCAACUUGGUGCUGUACUUUACUGAUCUGGUGUACUCUCAGAGGAUUCGGUUUGUCUCCCAGUCAGCAGCCUAAAAUAACCUUUCUUCCAACUGCCAGAACAUGUACACAUACCUCACUGGAAAUUAUAAAGAAGCAAUUAUUGAUACAAAUAAGACCAUUGUGCAUUGUGCCAU